Molecule: messenger RNA, 2826 nt
Organism: Gopherus flavomarginatus (Mexican gopher tortoise)
Lineage: Eukaryota; Metazoa; Chordata; Testudines; Testudinidae
Product: tumor necrosis factor receptor superfamily member 10A-like
Exons: 10
Coding region: 50-1297 (415 amino acids)
Biological process (GO): positive regulation of apoptotic process; TRAIL-activated apoptotic signaling pathway
Cellular component (GO): plasma membrane; cell surface
Molecular function (GO): protein binding
Source: RefSeq, a predicted model, not a curated record
GACCGGGAUAGCGGGGGACUAGGAGUGGUGUCCCCUCCUCACCGGCGGGAUGAGCCCGGGGCUGGCCAGCAUGAGUGCCAGCCUGCUGCUGCUGCUUCUCUGCCUGCUCGCGCAUGAAACCAAGUCAGCAAGUGUCUCGCUGGCCCAGGAUCCAGAGGGGCCCCAGUUGAUCCCUGUAGCUUUGAGUCGCAGCACAGAGGACUCCGAGUUCUACCAACAUGAAGAUCAUCUUUGCAGAAAGUGCCCUGCAGGUUUCCAUGUUGAAAAGCAUUGUGUUACCUCUAACACUAGCGGGAAGUGCUCUCGGUGUGAAGAAGGAGCUGAAUUCACAGAGUACCCCAAUGCGCUUCCCAAGUGCCUGACUUGUCGUGUCUGCAGAAAAGAUGAGGUGCAGCUGAGUAAGUGCAACAGCAGUAAGAACACGCAGUGUACUUGCAAGAAUGGUACCUUCUGCUCUCCAGACCAUCCCUGUGAAAUAUGCCAGAGGUGCACACUCAGGUGUCCUGAAGGAGACACACAGGUCAGUUCCUGCACACCACAAAGUGACAUCCAAUGUGCACAUCCCACAGGCCCGCCUCCUGCGGCAGGCGGCGUUGCAGGCUGGAUGGUAAUUUGUAUUGUAGCACUAGUCAUCUUGAUCUUGCUUGCAGUCUUGUGGUGGUGUUGGUACAGUCGCAACUCGUCUUCUGGAGGUGAUUCAAGAAAGAUGUCAGGCAGCUUCAAGUUUUCCUUAACAAAGGCGCAUAUCCUUUCACCACUGAGGAACUGCACUCGAGGGAGGCUGGCAACUCAGGACAACAGGCGGAAUGAGCAGUUAGAUCAGGAAUCCCAGCAUGGGUUGCUGGCUGUGUCAGACCCUAAAGAAGCAGUAAGGAAGAAUAGUCGAUGUGAGACUACAGCUCUAUCUGCAGCAGACAGUGCCCUCAAGCAGGAGGGAAACCCAGCAUCUCAAGUGGUGAGCAGGAGGAGGAAACUGGUUCCAGGGAGAGGAAAGGACCCAAUAGAGACUUUGCGGUGCUCCUUCGACACCUUCACUCAAGAAGUGCCCUUCAAGGACUGGAGACGGUUUGGGAGAGCCCUCCUCCUCACAGAAAAUGAGAUUGAGAUCGCGGAGAGGAGUGACAAGUACUCACAGGAGCCACAUUACCAGAUGUUAUGCACCUGGCUGAACAAAGCAGGAGUAGGGGCUUCUGUCAACCAGCUACUGGAGACACUAGAUAAGAUUGAUCUCAGGGGCGUUGCAGACAUUAUCUGCUCCAAGCUUAUUGGCCUUUAUGAGGAAGAAGAAUUAAACUGAGGAACAGGGUGGGAUUGCCUUGCUUCUCUCCAAGCCAGAACCAUAAAUGCCUCUGAAAUCCUGGAUACCCCCUGCCCAAAGAUCUCCUGGGCUGCUCCUGAGUAAGGCAUCCUUGGUAGAUACCAGCUGGGCUGGGGGAAUUGGUUGUCUUUUAGAGACAAGAGCCUUGCAAGCCCUCUAGGAAGAGUGAUGCUGCAAAAGCUGUUUAACAAACAGAUUCUUCCUCUGAAUGACAGGAUCUAAGUUACUGUCAGACAUCCAGGCUGGGAUUUCCUUGUAACACUCUGUUGCAAUGACUCUGCUAAUAUGUUACUGUGGAGCACCACUGGAAUCUUACCCCAUGGGUAUUGGCAUCGCCUGGCUUUUUCUGGCUGCAGGGACUUGGCUUUUGGCAGCUGGAGGGAACUGCAACUGGCAAAGCUGGCAUGUUUGUCAUUCAGGGCCACCUCCAAAAGCUCUGACUAAAUGUUAUACCACCUGCUGCUGCUGGAUGCUUUAGCCUUCUAGAAAACUUGACAAGCCUCAGCCAGCUGGCCAGAGCCUCUACCUCCAUCUGUGACAGGCAGGUUUUAAUUGGUUCUUGGGUCAUUUGUUACCUGCUGUACAUUUUAGCUGUAGCUACCUGUUUUAUUUGCUGUAGGGUUAGACCAUCUAGUACCUAACACCUGAGGACUUUACUGGAGUGAGGGGCAGAUAACUGUCUACCCUAUUGGUACUGAAACUGUGAUCCAGGGGGAUUGUUGUCUUCUAGAAGAUGCCAAAUCCCAGCAGAGAGGAAUAAUGGCUCAGUGGUUAGAGCACUACAUGGGACUCAGGAGACCUGGGUUCACAUCCUUGCUUUGCCAGACUUCAAGUGGGACCUUGAGUGAGUCCUCUGUGCCUCCAUUCCCCUUCUGAGCAAUGGGGAAAAUAGCACUGCCCUACCUCAUGAGAGACUGUGAAAUUAAACAUGUGUUCCUCCCCCUAUCAGAUGCAUAGGGACGCACUGUCCAGACACCAGUCCUAGUAUCUUUUGUACAUCAUUCAGGGACAAUUUUAUUGGCUGUUGGAAUUACCUGCAGUUACUGAGCUGGCUGAACCUGACCUAUCUGCAAGGGGCAACCAUCCAGCCCUCCAACACACCAGACUGGCUGGUCUCGGCUAUCCAGCACGCCAGCCCUUGUUAACAGGCCUCUGCUCAGCAUGCAGAUUGGACAGCAGUCAUUUCCUCACCUCCAGCAUCUCAUGGAAAAGAUGGAGGCUACUCAUGCUUGAAUGUCAAAAGUACCCUCCCCUUCCCUGACACAAUCCCUCCCUGGGUUUUAAAGCUGUGCUUAAAACAAGAAGCAAGAGUAGAUGCCAUAUUUAUGUAUUUAUUAGGAAUUUUAAAUGUAAAUAUUAACUUAAAAGGUAAUAUAAAAAUAGGAUUUUUUUCCCCUGUGUGGUAGUUGUUUAUACAGAGCUCUAGCCCCGCCAGUUUUUUUUAAAUAUUUCCAGUUUUUAUACAUGACUUGUAUGAAGGAAGAAUAAACUUUUUUUAUACGCUAAAA